AUGAGACUGUGGUUACAUCUUAUUGUAUCCCUUUCUAUUGCAAUAUUCCUCACAAAAAAAUUCACUUCUACGAACGAUGGCAGAACUGAUCAAUUGAGAUCAUUGAAAGAGUAUAUUGACCACGUCCUUCCAAUUACAGUGCCGGUCACCUUGGAGUUUGGAGACACUGGUUUCGCAUUUCCAGACUUAGUAAAGGCAACUCAGAUUCAAGUAGACUCCCAUUUGAAGAGUAUCGGUCAGGAGAGAUAUGAAGUUGUUUUAUUGGAUAAUCUUUACGUUGACCCACUACGAAAUAGUUCAAUAACUGCGGUUGAUCAUAACUCUACAUCCAACGACUAUGCAGUUGAAAUGGUCCACGCAAGCGAAAAUUUCGUGGUUAUUGACUCAAACAAGUUAAAAGCUUUCAAUUUUUAUAGCUCAGCCGCUAUACACGAGAACGAUAUACCCUAUUUUGUUGCUCAAUGCAUACUAUACCAUUUACUAAGGACUGACCUAAGUCUCUUACAAAGACCCAACGCUACAGUUUACCUGCCACAAUUACAUGUAAACUUGGUAAGCGUUUUCUUGAAUGGAGAUGAUUAUAUUGACAUUCCCACUGAAGAGUACAAAAGAGAAGUUCUCCACGACUUUUUGAAAGAGGUUUCAUAUUACUGCUCGGUAAAAGUGCAAUGCCACACAUUGAAUUCCACUGAAAAUUCGAUUACGGAUGAUUUACGGCAGUUUGAGUCAAAAGACACACUAAACCUCAUAUAUUCUCAUGUGAGCAACAAAUAUCGAUUACUGAACCUUUUGCCUAGCCAUGACAUUUCUUACUUUGAUUUUAGAGAGCCAGUAGUCACCAGACAAGAUCUUUGGCCCUUCUUGUAUCAUGUUCGCAAUGCAAUUGCCUCAUACUUGGAAUUGCCUGCCUUUCCCAGAGACAACAUACGAAUGAAACUUUGGGCGAUGAAGAAGCACAACACAAUCAAGUUCCUUCUGGAAACUGUGACAACCUUACAGCAAUUUGACCGCAGCUGCAAUACCAGCAGCAUGAGUCGCAAGAAAUAUCAAUCAGAAGUCGAAGAAAUCGUUGGUACCAUUGCAAGCUUUAAUAACAACAAGACACAGCCCAAUUGGGACAUUUUAUUCCAAAGAUCAUGGACUGUUCUAACGAAUGCCCAGCAUGUCUCAGCCGAGUGUUCUGUGGUUCAGUGA
Messenger RNA from Meyerozyma guilliermondii ATCC 6260, 1194 nucleotides. RefSeq lists its product as uncharacterized. The record is from RefSeq and is a predicted model, not a curated record. Lineage: Eukaryota; Fungi; Ascomycota; Pichiomycetes; Serinales; Debaryomycetaceae. The coding region runs from base 1 to 1194 and encodes 397 amino acids. The transcript has a single exon.